AUGAAUAGACCAAGGAAAGUAUUUAAACCUACGAAGAAAAGUGACAAAAAAAUUAAUCCAACAAAUCAAAAAAUAAUUUUAAAUAAAUCAAGUGAUGUAAGUAGUAGUGAUGAUCAAAAUGAUGAAGAACCUUUAGCAGCUUUAAUAGAUGAGAAUAUUAAUCCUAAUUAUUAUGUAAGAGGAGGCAACAACAAUCAUUUUAAUAAUUUCAAUCCACCUUCAAGAUCAGAAUCACCAAAUCAAUUUAGACCAUUGUCACAUUUUCCUCAUGGGCAUCUUUCAGCACGUGAACAAGAACUUAUUGCGCGUGAAACUGGCUCUCCACUAAUUAAUCUACCAGAAAAACCUAGAAGUCCACAAACAGGUUUGAUUGGUGCAAUUGCUGCAAGAGAGGUUCAUAGAAAAUCAUUAGGACCAGGAGUGUUUGCACGUCAAGCAGAAGCUGAAAGAGAGCGAGAUUGGGAACAUAGAUUAAUGGAACAACGGCAACAAUUGUUGAUUGCUGAGAGAGAACACAGCCUGCAUAAUCGACCUGCAUUAAUGAUUGAGGUGUAUGAAGUAGUGGUAUUGGUAGAUGACAUAUUGCUGUAUAAUUGGUGCUGA
Entrophospora candida is the source of this 603-nucleotide messenger RNA. NCBI's taxonomy places the organism in Eukaryota, Fungi, Glomeromycota, Glomeromycetes, Entrophosporales, Entrophosporaceae. The record is from the annotation of a GenBank genome assembly.